GUGGUUUAGCGCAGCAGAUCGCUUAGUUUUCGAUUUUCUCAGUAGCAGCAGUAGUAGCGGCAAAGUGCGAUGAAUCUGCGCGUGGUAUCGUUUGUGCUGGCUGUCGUUGUGACGGUGGCCAGUGUACCAGUCCAAGAGAGGAGAAGCGGCCCGAUAAUCAUAGACGCGCAAUUAGCAGAAGCUCAGGGCGUUCCGAGCAUCGAUAAGCCGGCCCAUGUGCAAACCGACCAGAAUGAAGCAGUACGAGCUGGAGAUGGUGCAGCCGCCGUGCUAGAUAAUGCUAUCGAACCGGCUACGGACGAACCGGAAGGUCCUACAGACGCACCAGAAGUCCCCACUGAUGAUCCGGAAGUCCCUACUGACGCACCAGAGGUGCCUACUGACGCGCCAGAAGUCCCCACUGAUGCGCCGGAAGUCCCCACUGAUGCGCCGGAAGUCCCUACUGACGCACCAGAAGUCCCCACUGAUGCGCCGGAAGUCCCUACUGACGCACCAGAGGUGCCUACUGACGCGCCAGAGGUGCCGACUGAAGCACCAGAGGUGCCUACUGAAGCACCAGAGGUUGCCACUGAUGAGCCGGAGGUUCCUACUGAUGAACCAGAGGUUCCUACUGAUGAACCAGAGGUUCCUACUGACGCGCCAGAGGUUCCUACUGACGCGCCAGAGGUUCCUACUGAUGCCCCAACUGAGGCCCCUACCGAUGCCCCAACUGAGGCCCCUACCGAGGCCCCUACUGACGCUCCUACCGAGGCCCCUACGGACGCUCCUACCGAGGCCCCUACUGACGCUCCUACCGAGGCCCCAACUAAUGCUCCUACUGAAGCCCCGACCGAGGCUCCAACUGAGGAACCUACCACGGAAGAUGGCGAUAAUCCGCAGACCACUACGGUAGAGAUCGAGACAACAACAAACGGUGUCGGCUCGUUGAUCUCGUUUGGUGUUUCCGUUCUAACAGCGAUUGCAUUAAUAAGUGUUCUGCGAACACACUAGGGUAGGCGGUCAACUCAACGGGUGUACGUGUUUUUGUUAAUCAGAUGAAAGUGCGUGUAGCGCACUUGUCUAUCAUACCACAUCAGAUUAACAGCGAUAACAUCGUUUAUCGCUCAAUGCAUCGCGGAAAAGGCUUAGGAUUACUUCACCCACCCGUAUGUGUUUAUCUGGCGACAUGCUCUAUAACGUACGCAGGUUACCAAAGGUUGUUUCCAAUUCUAAAAUUUCUGCCUAUUCGUGGGACGUGUUCGUAUGUAUGAAUGUGUGUGUGUGUGUAAAAUUUAUUGCAGUAA
Molecule: messenger RNA, 1283 nt
Organism: Anopheles nili
Lineage: Eukaryota; Metazoa; Arthropoda; Insecta; Diptera; Culicidae
Product: cell surface glycoprotein 1-like
Exons: 3
Coding region: 70-990 (306 amino acids)
Source: RefSeq, a predicted model, not a curated record